This is a messenger RNA of Prunus avium (sweet cherry), 1578 nucleotides long. RefSeq names its product DNA glycosylase superfamily protein. The record is from RefSeq and is a predicted model, not a curated record. Gene Ontology annotation, cellular component: nucleus; protein-DNA complex. NCBI's taxonomy places the organism in Eukaryota, Viridiplantae, Streptophyta, Magnoliopsida, Rosales, Rosaceae. Gene Ontology annotation, molecular function: DNA-7-methylguanine glycosylase activity; alkylated DNA binding; DNA-3-methyladenine glycosylase activity. Gene Ontology annotation, biological process: base-excision repair, AP site formation; base-excision repair; DNA alkylation repair.
CAUAUUUACACUCAAGCCACCCAUUGAAUUUGAAAUUGAUACACACUCCUCCACUCCACAUAUGGGCGAGCAAACCCAGGUCCAGACCCAAACCCAAACCCAGCCCCAUACUCCGACUCCUACCCAACCGCCGCACCAUGACUCCAUCGACGACACCACAAUCGCAGAAGUGAGCCCCACACCCACCCAACUCACCAAUGCUCCCUCCCAAACCUCAUCGCCCCCUUCCAAAAUCCCCUUCCGCCCCCGAAAGAUCCGCAAGUUAUCGCCCGACACCUCCGACCCCAAUUCCUCCCAACAAAUCGUCGCCUUACCCGACAACCCCAAACCCCUUCCCGCCGCCGCCAAGUCCGCCAAGUCCAAGGCCGUCCAGCAACGCACCCUUUCGGCCCCGAAAAUCGCAGCGCGGCCGCUUUCCUGCGAAGGCGAGGUCGAGGCGGCAAUCCGCCAUCUCCGAAACGCCGAUCCGCUCCUGGCUCCGUUGAUCGACCUCCACCAGCGGCCGACCUUUGACACCUUCCAGACCCCCUUCCUUGCCCUAACCCGUAGCAUUCUCUACCAGCAACUCGCAUACAAGGCCGGCAAUUCGAUCUAUACGCGCUUCGUCGGUCUGUGUGGCGGCGAGGCCUGUGUCGUCCCUGAGACGGUCCUCGCCCAAACGCCUCAGCAGCUCCGCCAAAUCGGGGUUUCGGGCCGUAAAGCCAGCUACCUCCACGACUUGGCCAGAAAGUACCAGAACGGGAUUCUAUCGGACGCGGCGAUUGUAAAUAUGGACGACAAGUCGCUGUUCACAAUGCUGACGAUGGUCAAUGGGAUCGGCUCUUGGUCUGUGCACAUGUUCAUGAUUUUCUCGCUUCACAGGCCAGACGUGCUUCCGAUCAACGACCUCAGCAUGCGCAAAGGCGUUCAGCUUCUCUACAAUCUUGACGAGUUGCCUCGGCCGUCUCAGAUGGAGCAUUUGUGUGAGAAGUGGCGGCCGUACCGGUCCGUCGCGGCUUGUUAUAUGUGGAGAUUUAGUGAAUCCAAAGGAGCUCCUUCGAGUGCCGCGGCCGUGGCGGCUGGUGCGACUCUACCGCCACAGCAGCAGCAGGAGGAGCAGCAACAACAGCAUCCGCAGCACCCUCAGCAACAGCAGCUUAUGGAUUCACUCAGCAGUCUUAUUAAUAUUGGGAAUGGUGCCUGCAUUCAUGGUGAACUAUCCUUUUCCAUGUCAUGUGAUACAGGGCCUGUACCUGGGGACCUUGAUCGGGAAUGGAAUUGAGAAGUUAGUCCUUCAGUCAUGUUUAUUUACUCAGCUUGAGCAAGUUCAAGAAUGGUUCCUGUGUGGAAAUCUUGCUGCUAAAAGCUCUGGCAUGCAACCCUUCAAGGAUGAGACUGUAUUGAACCCUAUUCAGUAAUUAUUAUGCUUUGGGAUUAAAUAAACAGUGUCUAUGCAAUGCUCUAGUUUUAUUGUCUUCAAUUUAGAAAACAUCGAUAAGUUGGCGAUGAGAUUUCUUAUAGGACUUGAGAGAAUGCAAUGCUUCAAUGCCUUUACCCGUAGAUUGAGUAACCGUAGCGUAGAGGGAAGCCCUUCACCUU